AUGGCCUCAGAAAAGCAGACACCAACCGUUACCACCCAAGAUGCGUCCAAUGUGGCUCUGCAAGAGGAAAAUCCACACCUGAAAACAAUCACUGCCAAUAAAGCCGAUGAGACAUUGAAAAUUGUCGAAGAGUAUGGUGGUGAGAUAGGAGCACCGACACCACAGGAGUCAAAGAAACUGCGAAGGAAACUAUAUUUCCGUCUUGUUCUGCUGUUGAUCGUCAUUGACUUGAUGCUUUUUAUCGACAAAGCAACCUUAGGUCAGGCUGUGCUCCUUGGUAUCAUGGAUGAUACCAACCUCACUAAUGCUACAUACAAUAACUUGAACACAAUCUUCUACACAGGGUAUAUUGUCGGACAGAUACCGGGACAAUUUUUGAUUCAGCGCUUCCCCUUAGGCAAAUACGUCAGCAUCUCAAUAUUCCUAUGGGCAGUGAUUGUAUUUUGUCACGCUGCUGCAACGAGCUACGCAGGCCUUAUCCCCCUUCGCUUUUUGCUGGGAUUUGUUGAGUCCGCCUUGGUGCCUGCAAUGGAAACCACCAUGGGGAUGUUCUUCACUCCACACGAGCUGCACCAUGUUCAGCCUAUAUUCUGGAUAUCGUGUGUCGGAUCCAGUGUCCCAGCAGGACUGCUUGCCUAUGCCCUGCUUUUCAGCAAGUCCAGUGUGAGCCCAUGGAAAUUCUUUAUGGUCGCUACAGGUGGCUUGACUUUACUUCUCUCGGUCCUAUCCUGGUUCUGCUAUCCCGACAAUCCGGGAAAAGCUAAAUUCUUGACAAACAAAGAGAAAGUCCAAGUCAUCCAGCGAGUUCACGAGGCAACCAGAAGUUCCAUUGAGCAGAAAACGUUCAAGAAACAUCAUUUCUACGAAGCAUUGGCCGACCCUAUCACCUGGCUCUUCACUCUAGCCGCCUUUUGCCUCAACCUUGCCAAUAACCUUGCUUUCCAGAUGAGCAUACUGUUGCUUAGUCUGGGAAUUGGAAACCUCGGAUCCACCCUCAUCACGGUUGCGUCCGGUGGCUUCGCGGUUAGUGUUGCGGUCGUAGCCUCUCUUCUUCUCCGUUUCUUCCCGGGCUACAGUGCCUGGUGGGCAACCCUAUGGGUGCUUCCUGCUAUUGCUGGAAGUAUUGGUAUGGUUGCACUAGCCUGGGACAAGACCCUUCCUUUGCUUACUUGUCUUCUGCUUGGGGUCACAACGUGGGGUAUGACGUAUAUCAUCGCUUUUGUUUGGGCGUCAUCGAGUUCCGCAGGUUAUACAAAGAAGCUGACACGCAAUGCGCUGUUUAUGAUGGGCUACGGUAUAUCGAACAUCAUUUCUCCGCAACUAUGGAAGUCUGAAGGCCCACGAUACUACGGCACUUGGAUUGCUCAGACCAUCGUUAGCUUUGUGUUGACACCGCUCCUCCUUCUUACUAUUAGGUUUAUCUUACUGAGAAGGAACAAGGAGCGACGAGCGUGGAUUGAGGAACAGGCCGCAUUAGGAAACUAUGGAGAAGGCUAUGUUGAGGAAAUCGAUGCGGAUGGAAAUAUGGUCAAAACGAAGGUUGACGUCUCUGUCCUUGACCUCAGUGAUCUUGAGAACAAGUUCUUCAUCUAUCCACUCUAG
Messenger RNA from Penicillium expansum, 1602 nucleotides. Its product is annotated as Major facilitator superfamily domain, general substrate transporter. Lineage: Eukaryota; Fungi; Ascomycota; Eurotiomycetes; Eurotiales; Aspergillaceae. Gene Ontology annotation, molecular function: L-cysteine transmembrane transporter activity. The transcript is spliced from 3 exons. The record is from RefSeq and is a predicted model, not a curated record. Gene Ontology annotation, cellular component: membrane. The coding region runs from base 1 to 1602 and encodes 533 amino acids. Gene Ontology annotation, biological process: L-cysteine transport; transmembrane transport.